Molecule: messenger RNA, 1101 nt
Organism: Diabrotica virgifera virgifera (western corn rootworm)
Lineage: Eukaryota; Metazoa; Arthropoda; Insecta; Coleoptera; Chrysomelidae
Exons: 1
Coding region: 1-1101 (366 amino acids)
Source: RefSeq, a predicted model, not a curated record
AUGGAAGAACAGAGUUCUAUUCUGGCCUCAUAUGUUAUGGACGACCUUUUAGAUACAGUCAUACCUGUUCUUCCAUUCAGAAAAACCUUCCUAAAGAAAUAUGUCGACGAUAUAAUCUUAGCCCUACCAAAAGCUAUGAUAAAUGAACUUUUAUACAUCUUUAACGAUUUCGACCCACAUAUCCAAUUUACAGUGGAAACAGAAGACAAACACCAAUCAGUCCCAUUCCUCGACACCAAACUAAUACGCAGCAAUAACAACGUAAUAAUAACAGAUUGGUACAGAAAACCCAUUAGCUCAGGAAGAUAUAUUAACUACUGGUCAUAUCAUAAGUACAAUACAAAAAUUAAUCUUAUAAAACAAAUGAAAAAUAGAAUCUUACAAAUUUCAGAUCAGUCGUUCCAUAAUAAAAACUUAAAACUCAUUCGUCAGCUCUUCCUAGACAACUCAUACCCAAACACACUACUUACUAAACUACUAUUUAACACAACUAAUGAUACAUUACCCGGGACACAAACCAACCCUGUUCACAUACCACAAAAGAUUAAUCCCACAAUAGACACAACCAACGCUAUAUUAACCCCACGUAAAUACUUUAAAUUACCGUUCAUACAAGACCUAACACCGAAACUUACACGAAUUUUUAAAUCAGUCGACGAGAAUAUAAAAAUAGCCAAUUACACAGUUCUAACAGUCGGUUCCAUUUUCACUAAGAUCAAAGACAAAACACCUACAGACCAGUUAUCGAAUAUCGUCUAUUGUAUUCCUUGUGCAAGUUGCAACAAACAAUACAUUGGACAGACAAAUAGACAUCUUAAAGGCCGUAUUGCAUCACAUAAAAGUGACAGUAGACUAUACCCUGAUAGAUGCUCCCUUGCAAAACACGUACAUGACGAACAACAUAUAAUCAACUAUAAUGAAACAAAGAUCCUUGCAAUGGAAAAUAACCUCAACAAAAGACUCUACCUUGAGAUGGCAUUUAUCACCCAAACUGAUUACUUGAUAAAUAAGAAAUCAGAUGUCGAGCAUCUGAGUGAGAUUUACGCUUAUUUACUAAAUCUGGAAAAACAGCAUAAAUCAACACACAUCCUAAAUAAAUAA